Staurois parvus is the source of this 297-nucleotide messenger RNA. Lineage: Eukaryota; Metazoa; Chordata; Amphibia; Anura; Ranidae. The record is from the annotation of a GenBank genome assembly.
AUGUCAGUGCCAAAAGCGGUAACCCCGAGCUACACUUGGGCUUACCAUGCGGCGCUGCAUAGGGAGUCCCUGCAGAGCUUACCUUGUCCUUUGCUCCCGCAAUGUGUCCCCUGCAGCGUCCCCGGCCAUCUCCUCCGGCUGAUGCUGGCAUCCAGCUUCUGUGUUCCGGUCCCUGUGACGUCGGGACGUACAGGCGCCGCCGCCGGCGGGAAAUUUGAAAAAAAUGUCAUUUUUUUCAAAAACAAAUUUUUCAUAUGCUUUGUCCUGUGCCCUGCCUGCAUUUUGUCUGUUCUUUCU